CUGCCAGUAGUGAGAAGACACGCUUAAAACACCUCUGCUUCUCAACAUAAAUCACGUUUAUAUCUACAAACAUAACCAGUAUUGUUGAAUUCCAAAACACUGACACUUCUUCCAACAACCCACCGCGGUCUCAUUUAAAGCUUUGUUUUUAACUGGGAUUUUCUUUUCUUUUUUUAUUUGCACAUUUCCAGUCAGGCAUUCUACAAACCGGCUACAAGCGGUCAAACGAAGGGGUCCUUCCGGGUCCUUCCUGCCCUGAGCCGCUCCGCCAGCCUCUCGACGUCAACGACCACCGGAGGGAGUAAAGAAAAGACGGUAAACUAACCCGAAAUCCUCCCCGAACCGACCGGGUGCCGGCAGCCAUGAUGGGCGGUAGGACCAGCGCGCUCGCCGCGGGGGUGUGCGGCGCCCUGCUCGUCGGUUACUGCAUCUACUUCGACAAGAAGAGACGGAGUGACCCCGGCUUCAAGAACAGGCUGCGAGAACGGCGGAGAAAGCAGAAGGCAGCCAAUGAGAGGGCAGGCAUGGCCAAGCUCCCCGACCUGAAGGACGCUGAGGCGGUGCAGAAGUUCUUCCUGGAGGAGAUCCAGCUGGGGGAGGAGCUUCUGGCUCAGGGAGACUACGAGAAAGGCGUGGACCACCUGACCAACGCCAUCGCCGUGUGUGGUCAGCCUCAGCAGCUGCUGCAGGUGCUGCAGCAGACUCUGCCUCCACCCGUCUUCCAGAUGCUGCUCACCAAACUGCCCAGCAUCAGCCAGCGCAUCGUGAGUGCACAGAGUCUGAGCGAGGACGAUAUAGAAUGAGACGACCAGGAGGAGACGACCCCCCCAAACACUCACCCUCAUCUUCCUCUUCCUCAUCUGGACCUUCCAAGACGACCCCCCCCCCCCCCCGAGGCCUCCAUCACUUCCUGAAGGGGAGCUGGUUUCUUUCCUCCUGGUUCCUCCAUGACAGUAAUGUUUGGUUCUUUUGGACCUGAAGGACCCGUUUUGGGGUCUUCAGAGUCUCUGGGUCAUGACGUAGGCGUGCACUCUGCAGGUGGAGCGUGUUACCGUGAAGGGGCUCCUUCCUUCUGGGUGGUGGAGCACACGUCCUGACAGCCUCACGUACCAGGGUUACACCGUCUGACGGGUCGGUACCGACCGUCUUCCUGCUUCUCAUCACAUCACAAACAGGAAUCUUCUCUUUGCUCGGAUGCUUCAAAGUAUUUAUUGUGUUGUUUUCUUUGUUAUCAGUCGUCUUUCUGUUGGUUCUCGACUUUUAAAAAGUGGUUUUGUUUUGUCAUUUUAAAGAGGACGACCGUCUUUAGGAAAAUAAAAAGGAAUGUAAAGGAAGGA
This is a messenger RNA of Pungitius pungitius (ninespine stickleback), 1337 nucleotides long. Its product is annotated as mitochondrial import receptor subunit TOM20 homolog. The record is from RefSeq and is a predicted model, not a curated record. The transcript is spliced from 5 exons. Lineage: Eukaryota; Metazoa; Chordata; Actinopteri; Perciformes; Gasterosteidae. Bases 363 to 803 code for a protein of 146 amino acids. Gene Ontology annotation, cellular component: mitochondrial outer membrane; mitochondrial outer membrane translocase complex. Gene Ontology annotation, molecular function: transmembrane protein transporter activity. Gene Ontology annotation, biological process: intracellular protein transport; protein import into mitochondrial matrix; tRNA import into mitochondrion.